Messenger RNA from Fusarium falciforme, 1317 nucleotides. RefSeq lists its product as hypothetical. NCBI's taxonomy places the organism in Eukaryota, Fungi, Ascomycota, Sordariomycetes, Hypocreales, Nectriaceae. Bases 1 to 1317 code for a protein of 438 amino acids. Gene Ontology annotation, biological process: transport. The transcript has 3 exons. Gene Ontology annotation, molecular function: transmembrane transporter activity. The record is from RefSeq and is a predicted model, not a curated record.
AUGCUGUCUGAAAGCCCCUUCGUUGUUGCGCCGUCUGGCGUCAAUCUCUCAGCCUCCGAUCAAAGCCGAUCGGCCAGCGGUGGGGAUGGCUUUGCCGAGCAUCGAACCGCUGGACCGACCCCUCUCCAAGUCGCCAUUGCUGAGCGUCGCAUUGGAAUUGUGACCGCGACAGUUGCUGGACAUUUCGCCCAUUGGCAGUACUUGACCCGAUACCGCCGAAUUGAUCUCCAUGCCACAGUGAAUCGGCGUCCACUGGCGAUACUAGGUUUGGCCUGGGGUGUCGUCUACGUCGGCGUGCUGAGCACCAUCACCAUCGCCCAGCGCAACGUCUCGAGGCGAUCUGAUCAGCUACUCCGGCAAUCGCAGUCCGGUGCUGUUGGAAUUAUUAUUGGAAACCCGCUUGAUGUGAUCAAAGUACGACUUCAGGCGCAACACAACACCCCAGUCUCAAACACGCCUCCCAACCCGGUCCUUGGAACAACAGCAGCAGCUCGCGCAAUUAGCCAAGGCCCCUCGCCAUAUGCUCGCUACUUUGGAAACUCCGCCUCUCUGGUCACCGGCACCGCUGCGCCAAUUCUUGGGUAUGGCGCCCUGAACGCUCUUCUCUUUGUCUCUUAUAACCGCACCGAGGCGGCAUUGAACAAUGCCUUUUCGACUUCGGGAAACCUCUGGAAUACAUGGAUUGCUGGCGCCGUGGGAGGUCUCGCAACUUGGGUUGUCAGCACUCCUACUGAGCUCAUCAAGUGUCGAGCACAGCUUGCUUCCCCACCCCUGUCGAGCUGGGCCAUCACGAGACAGAUCUGGCGGAACGAGGGCAUUCGUGGCCUCUACUUUGGCGGCGUUGUGACGGCACUCCGUGAUAGUAUUGGUUAUGGCUUCUACUUCUGGUCCUACGAACUAAGUACUCGUUGGCUUGCUACCGAACCAGGAGAGGAGUCCUCGUUUCAGCACGAGGCUGCCAAAGUUCUUUUGUGUGGAGGAUUAGCUGGUGUCGCGACUUGGGCUAGCAUCUUUCCUCUCGAUGUCAUCAAAACUCGAGUCCAGGCUCAGCCUUGGGUUCAACAAGCAGAAACAUCUCCCCUCCAAUCAAAUGGUGUCUCGCGGCCCAGCAGGACUGGCGCGCUUCAGAUUGCGCAACAAGCAUACAGGGAAGAAGGCACCCGGGUGUUCUUCCGAGGAUUGACUGUCUGCAGCGUGCGAGCCUUCAUGGUCAAUGCCGUUCAGUGGGCGGUCUAUGAAUGGGUCAUGUAUGAGCUGGGACACGGCCGGAAACAAUCUGUCUCAGACGUCAUGCAGGUUGAGUUGGCUCAGACAUGA